Dovyalis caffra is the source of this 357-nucleotide messenger RNA. Lineage: Eukaryota; Viridiplantae; Streptophyta; Magnoliopsida; Malpighiales; Salicaceae. The record is from the annotation of a GenBank genome assembly.
AUGGUUAUUGAUAAAGUUAUGCCGAGUGAGGCUACGUUUACGAAUGCAGUGAGGCUAGCUUCUGUUUUGGAAGACCUGGAAAUGGCUUUUGAUACGGUUAAGCAAAUGAAGGGUUUUGAGCCUGAGCUUUCUGCUCUUUUGAGAAUUAGUGCUGUUUUAGGGAAUGCUGACAAGGUGUAUGGGUUACUGCAUCGGUUGCGAACCAAUGUCAAGCAAGGUACGGAACCAACUGUUGGGAUUAUUGAAGAUCGGUUGAAGUCUGAGCAUGCUGUAAAAGUUGGCAAGGAAAAUUGGGAUGUGAGCAAGAUAAAGGAAGGAGUUGUGAGAGGAGGAGGAGGGUGGCAUGGGCAAGGGUGA